AUGUCUGCCAAAAGAUUCAAUUCUUCAAUUACCCCCGUGAGAACCUCACAAGCUCCUCCACCUGCUGCUUCGUACUCACAAGCAAUCAAGGCUAACGGCUUUAUUUAUGUUUCCGGUCAAAUUCCCUACACUGCUGAUAACAAGCCAUUACCAGAGUCUUCAACAAUUCAAGACUAUGCCGAACAAGCAAUUCAAAACGUUUCUGCCAUUUUAGAAGCAUCAAAUUCUUCUUUGAAGCAUAUCGUCAAGGCUAAUAUCUUCUUAACUGAUAUGAAUGCCCAAUUUGGCGACUUUAACAAGGUCUACGCCAAAUACUUUAACGAGCAUAAACCAGCUAGAUCGUGUGUUGCUGUCAAGGAAUUGCCAUUGGGAGUUCCAUUGGAGAUAGAAGCAAUUGCAGUUGAGAAGGACGACUCCAAAUUGUAA
Messenger RNA from Lodderomyces margitis, 426 nucleotides. RefSeq names its product isoleucine biosynthesis protein (gene MMD1). Gene Ontology annotation, molecular function: deaminase activity. Gene Ontology annotation, cellular component: cytosol; mitochondrion. The transcript is spliced from 3 exons. The record is from RefSeq and is a predicted model, not a curated record. The coding region runs from base 1 to 426 and encodes 141 amino acids. NCBI's taxonomy places the organism in Eukaryota, Fungi, Ascomycota, Pichiomycetes, Serinales, Debaryomycetaceae.